Leptopilina heterotoma is the source of this 1877-nucleotide messenger RNA. It is a transcript of the gene Tk, whose product is annotated as tachykinins. The transcript is spliced from 7 exons. The coding region runs from base 202 to 1260 and encodes 352 amino acids. Lineage: Eukaryota; Metazoa; Arthropoda; Insecta; Hymenoptera; Figitidae. The record is from RefSeq and is a predicted model, not a curated record.
ACACGCGGAGCGUCAGUCUGCUCUUGUCUGUCACGCUGACUUGGCUACUUGAGAAAAAUCAGAAGCUCUCUUGUGACAGAUUUGCACCAGGACCAUUAAUUUUCUGCAAAACAAAAAAAAUUCCACCCGUUUUUUUUUUGGCUGACUUUCCAAAAAAAUUUCAAAACUCUCCACCGAUUUUUUAUUCAACAAGAAAAAAGAAUGUUUGCUGGCCCAAUUAUUUUUCUCGUAAUUAUAGUGACUUGUGCAUACGCCGAGGAAUCUUUAUCAAAUGAUGUGUCCCAAGAAAAAAGAGCGCCAAUGGGUUUUCAGGGGAUGCGAGGCAAAAAAGAUCUUACAUCUUCAGAAAACGACGACUACUCUAAAAGAGCCCCCAUGGGGUUUCAGGGAAUGCGAGGAAAGAAAAUUAUUAUUGGACCCGACAUAGAGGAGAGUUUUCCUUUUGAAAAUUCGGAUAAACGUGCACCAAUGGGUUUUCAAGGGAUGAGAGGAAAAAAGGAGUAUUUGGUACCAAUUUUUGAAGAUCCUUACUAUAACGAAGAUUUUGAGAAGAGAGCUGCAAUGAUGGGUUUUCAAGGGAUGCGCGGUAAAAAGAACACAAACGAAGACGAAUUCAAUAAGCGUGGACCAAUGGGUUUUCAAGGAGUCAGGGGCAAAAAGUCCUUUGAAGAAAUUCUGGAGGAUAUGGAAAAGAGAGCACGAAUGCCGUUCCAUGGAACAAGGGGGAAAAAGUCAUACGCUUACGAUUAUCCUGACGAAUUUGAAAAAAGAGCCUUAGCCAUGGGCUUCCAUGGAAUGAGGGGCAAAAGAGAAGAAUUUAACGACGAGUGGGAGAAAAGAGCACCAAUGGGCUUUCAGGGAAUGAGAGGCAAAAAAAAUUCGUUUAACGACAUUCAAGAUUUACAAAAACGAGCUAUCAUGGGCUUUCAGGGAGUAAGGGGUAAAAGGGACGCAGAACAAUCUUCUGGGACGUAUAGUGAGGGGGGAAAACGGAAACUAUUAAGUAUUCAAGAGCCAAUGAGAGAUAGAGAGGAAAGUGUACCCCAGAAUUUCGAAAAGCGAUCGCCCUUUUGGCAUUUCGGAACUCGUGGUAAGAAAAAUCCUCGCUGGGAGUUUCGGGGGAAAUUUGUGGGAGUCCGAGGAAAAAAAUGGUUCCCCCCUUCUCAACAGGAGGAUGAAAGUCGACUAAAAAACAUGUUUGAUAACAUCGAGAGGCUGAAUCGCCUGCCAGGAUAUACUUCACUUUUAGAAAUACAGUAGUCUCGUGAAGCAGUGAAUAAAAUUUAAAUUAAUUUUAGCGAAGGAACGUAAAGAGCCAGCUGUCAACGUUUUAAAUGAAAAAGUCAGAUGAAUGUCAACUGUUACGUUUCAAUAAUUUUUUUUCUUUUGUUAAUCAGAGAAAUCUAUAGCUUAUCAAUAUUUUCUCGGGCGCUCGUGCUUAUAUAAAACUAUAUAAUAUACAAUUAAAUAAUAAGGAAAAAAAUCAUUUUUUUUCUAGAAAUGAGAAAUUAUAUUCAAUUGGCAGCUGUAUAAAACCGAACCUUGCGCGAAAAAUGAAGGGAAAAAAGAACAGUCGCUUAUAUUAUUAGACGUUUUCCAAAAUCAAAGAAAGUAAUUAGAAUUAACAAUAAAAAGAAUCAAAACUAAUUCUAUUCUAAAAUAUAACGAUCAUCAAGUUAAUAAAAUCUAUUUAUUACGUGUAACUAAAUAUUAAGGGAGUAUCAAAGUCGAUACAAUCCCAUCGACUUUGAUAUUCCCAAGAAAAUUAGUUAAAAUUAUUAUUAUUAUUAUUAUUAUUAUUAUUAUUAUUAUUAUUAUUAUUAUUAAAAUUAUUAAUUAAUAAUCUAAUUAAUUGUUUUAAUUAUUUUUUUCAUUUU